UUGGACCCGAAUGCACAGUGGUGAAUACUAGCUGGAUAUUUGGCAAAUAUUAUAGCAUAAAAACUACUAUUACUGCAAAGUUGUGAAUCCCAUUGCAGUACUGUUUAUGUCCCAUCAUUCAUCUCACCCCACGCUUCAGUGGAGCUACCGCAGAACGCAACGUGAUUACGUUGCGUGUUGCGACUGUACACCGUUCUGACAGUGCCGCAAUUCUAUCGUGAGGGGGACCUCCCUUCGUAGGGAUGCUGCCCUUGUUAUGUUCUAUAAUAAGUCAUAACAAAUUUAAAUUAUUCAUCGAGUUUUGUGCUGCGUCCAUCUGAUCCGCUCCCAUCGGAUAAGACACCAUGGACAUGUUGACCUCCUCCCCCAACCUCUAGACCUUGGUCCUCUCUGCUACCAUCACUUUUUGUGCCUGCCUUCAGUCCCUCACUCUGCGUCCCUAAGAAAGGAGCCAUGUCAGGGGUGGUGAAGGUGCGUCGGGGGGCCGUGGACACCCAAAGGCUGGCUGGGAUGUUGCAGAGGCGAGCCACUCAGACUUUGGUCAUAGACAGCCGCACCUUCUCAGAGUACAACGCGUCACACGUGCUGAACUCCAUCAAUGUCUGCUGCUCCAAACUGGUGAAGAGGAGGCUCCAGCAGGACAAGGUGUCUGUCACUGAGCUCCUGCUACCCAAUGGAAAGAUAAAGGUGAACCUGUGCAGGAAACAGGAGGUGGUGGUUUAUGACCAGAGCACCAAAGAUGCCAGUCUGCUCUCCAAAGACAGCUUUGUCUACAUCCUAUUGUCCAAGCUGGAGCAAACAUUCAACCAGGUGUCUUUACUCACAGGGGGCUUUGCGGCCUUCUCCUCCUGUUUCCCCGGCCUGUGCGAGAGCAAGCAGGCCACCAUCCUCCCCAUGAGCCUGUCUCAGCCCUGCCUGCCUGUCGCCAACGUGGGCCCCACCCGCAUCCUGCCCCACCUCUACCUGGGCUCCCAGAGGGACGUCCUCAACAAGGACCUGAUGGCACAGAAUGGCAUCACCUAUGUGCUGAAUGCCAGUAACACCUGUCCCAAGCCAGACUUCAUCAGCGAGAGCCACUUCAUGCGCAUUCCCGUCAACGACAACUACUGUGAGAAGCUGCUGCCCUGGCUAGACAAAACCAAUGACUUCAUCGACAAAGCCAAGGUGUCUAACUGCCGCGUCAUCGUCCACUGUCUGGCGGGCAUCUCGCGCUCGGCCACCAUCGCCAUCGCUUACAUCAUGAAGACUAUGGGGCUGUCAUCUGAUGAUGCCUACAGAUUUGUAAAAGACCGGAGGCCGUCGAUCUCCCCCAACUUUAACUUCCUGGGCCAGCUGCUGGAGUUUGAGAAGGGCCUGAAGGUGUUGAAGGCGCUGACCUGCCACCCCAUGAAGACUCUGAUGGAGCGCCACGAGGAGGAGCAGGAGGCCCGGGAGAUGUUCGGUGAGCAGAGGGAGGCUGGCACCGCUCCGAGCUGCCUCCCAGGUGGCCGAGAGCGCGGCUCAGAUGCUGUCGCUGGGGGCUCUGAACCCAAACUCGUCAGCUCCGGCGGACUGCAGCGGGGCCUGAAUGGCCUGCAUCUGUCUGCUGAGCACAUUGCUGAUACCAACCGCCUCAAGCGCUCCUUCUCCCUGGACAUCAAGUCUGUGUACAACCCUGGCCAGUGCCAGCGCCUCUCCCCGCCCAAGCUGGCGCUCACGCCCAUCAGCUCUGAGGAUGUGCCCAAACUGUGCAAGCUGGACAGCCCCGAGAACAGCAACGGCGUGUGCCAGUACUCCCCCGUGCUGGACAGCCCAGGCUUGGCCGAAUCGCCGAGCGGAGGGGCAGGGGAGGGCCGGGUCCGGCAGCGGAGGAAAGGAAGGCGCAGCAGCAGCAACAGUAGCAGCAGCAGCAGCAGUGGUACUAGCAGCCUUAGCGAGACCUCCACCCCACCCACCCCUCCACACUCCCUCUCCCUCAGCCUGAACCUCCCCCAUCCCCUGCUCGCGCCCCACAACCCCCACUCCGAACAGGUCAGCGGCAGGAAGAGCUCACUGCUGGUCAGCCCCACUUGGUCCCAGCACAGGGACACAGUGCAGGCCACCACACCCAGCACCCCCACCGGCGAUUGCCCAUGGUUCCUGGGCUCCGGAUGCGGCCCUGGUUCCGGCUCGGACAUCUCCUCCGCGGCUUCCUCCACGCUGCGCUUCGGGAGCAGCUCGGCCUACAUGGCGUUCGGCUGCAGCGGGCGCGCCGGCUCCUGCGAGGAACGGGUGCAGCUGCGGGACAAGCCCAGGGAGGGCAGGGACUCGCGGGGCAGCUGGCACGAGGACACCUCGGCCUCUGGCGGCAGCAGUGUGGUGGACAAACAGUUCAAGCGCCUCAGCUGCCAGAUGGAGUUUGAGGAGGCCAUCUCAGAGAACUCCAGGGAGGAGCUGGGCAAGCUGGGCAAGCAGUCGAGUUUCUCCGGGAGCAUGGAGAUCAUCGAGGUGUCCUGACACCACGGCCUGGGACUGACAUGGACAGACGGGAGGAGUUAAAUGAGGUGGUUGUAACUAUUACACAGACCUUUUUCAGGUCGGCUUCAGUUAAUGGGCUUGGAAGAAUCCUGCCUCACAGAGACAGACAGACAGACCGACCAACAGUUCAGAUAUGAGGGUCUGUGUGUUAGGCUGGGCUAUGAGGAAAGACUCCAGUUGUCACAGAGUACCAGGCAAAUGAAAUGCAGGCUGGACUUUUUGGCAAAGGGAGCUUUGCCCUGACGUGCUCGAUGGACAGUUUGCAUUGACAGAGGUAAAAGAAUGACAUUCAUUGAGUUUCUCCUAUUGGACUGCAGUACUUUGAAAGACAAGUGCCAUACUCCAGCACCAAAGGAAAGCUAUGAACACACACACACACACACACACACACACACACACACACACACACACACACACACACACACACACACACACACACACCAGGCGUGCUACUGUACCGUUCGAAAUGAAGGAUGCUCUUUUGGGAGAACUCAGAUUCCCAGCAUGCCCAAAUUAAUUAACAUGAAGAGGACUGUGGUUCACCACAGGUGAAAACAUAAAGAUUCUUUACAGUUUUGUUUUCUUUUGACAUUCUGUCAAUUUUUUCAGUGUUAACAGCUAUAUGCACCGCAAAAGUAUUAGUUGUGAUAAUAUCCUGUGUGUUUAUGGUAGGAGUUGCACCAGUGGUGCACUCUCAACCAAACUACUGUAACUCCUCCUCCAAAUGUACACUGAGCAUGCUCAAAGUGGCUGGCUACCUACAGAAAGACAAGCUGUGUACCAACAGCACUAAGCUUUAUAUAUAUAUAUAUAAAUAUAUAUAUAUUAAAAUAUAUAUAUCCGUACACAUAUACAUGCAUAUGUAAAGACUCGUACUGCAAUUUUAAUGGACAAAUGUUUUAUCCAUUAUUAUGUUUUAAUUUAUUUUAUCUGUUUCAUUCUGGCAAUGAGAAAUAAUAUAAUAUUUGUGAACUUAUGUUGUUUAUUUCUUGCAGUUUAACUGUAUUGUAUUUAUAAGAAUGCAAACACUUACAAACAAAACACAAACUCCAGCAAUACAAAACGAUUUUAAAAAGAUCUCUAUCAAUCUGACAAACCUCCUCUUGUGUGCCAGUCUCUCAUAACCUGCACAUGCAUGCCAUGAUUGAGAACCCCUUGCCUGAUUAUUGCAGCCCUUCUGUGCUGUCCUGACUAUACAAUAUAUAUACCGGCUAUUGGUAUGCACACAGUGAAGAAUGAACGUCACACAUGACAUGAAAAGUGGCAGAAAACCACCUUUUGUUCUGAACUCAGUUGCGGUGCGGCUCUCCGACCUCAGCAUGGUGCCUGGGAAAGACUCAAACGCUCUGUGGAUCCAGACUCAAACCCACUGUGCUCUCACACUUCCACCAUUCAGACAACACCAGUUAAGCACACAGCACUUGCGGAAUGACUGUUCAAGGCCUUUCCCAGGCACCCAUGCAGUGGAAUAGGCCAAACGCCGCUAAGGGACAUUCUCAGUCUCAGGGGAAACUCCCAGGAUCGAUUGGUUUCAUUGAGCACACCAAUACAAUAAAGGCCUCUUGGAUCACUUUUUCCUUCCUUUUCUCUCUCUACAAUUUUCUUUUUUUACUGUCUUUCAGUUUCCACUGCUCUCUCCUAUGCUUGGGUAAUGGGUAAUGGGUAAUGGGGGGUAUGGUUCAGCACAAUGUGAACAGGAUAACUGAGAUAACGCAGAAUCUCAGCUCCUUUCCUCCGGUUGGCUUGUGCUUGUGUGUUGGCCCUACUCUUGCUGCUGGACCUUCUAUGUUCCUUUCUGUUCUUUCUCCUCAGCCUUUUAAUUGUUGAAGAACAAGCAGGCGGUCCUUGUGUAAUUAUUAUAAUGAUAUUGGUAAUUUUGAUAUUGCUGUAAAUAGCGACAUUUACAGAUACCUUAGGCUGCUUGAUGCAAAAUACCUCAGGUUCUAUUCAAAUGCUUUUUCCUCUCCUUGUACCUGUUUUGUGAAAACGAAGCAAAAUACAAGCAAAACCACA
Clupea harengus (Atlantic herring) is the source of this 4509-nucleotide messenger RNA. RefSeq names its product dual specificity protein phosphatase 8-like. The record is from RefSeq and is a predicted model, not a curated record. Gene Ontology annotation, biological process: peptidyl-tyrosine dephosphorylation; negative regulation of MAPK cascade. Gene Ontology annotation, cellular component: cytoplasm. Lineage: Eukaryota; Metazoa; Chordata; Actinopteri; Clupeiformes; Clupeidae. Gene Ontology annotation, molecular function: MAP kinase tyrosine phosphatase activity; MAP kinase tyrosine/serine/threonine phosphatase activity; protein tyrosine/threonine phosphatase activity.